CGAACCCCGGAAGCGAGGUUUGCCGCGGCGAAGUCCCCUCUCUAAGAUCUUGAUGAAUAAAAUAAAGCAGAUAUAAUUCACCUCUAAAAAUAUUAUUUGUUCUCUGGUAUUUGAAAUGCAUUGUGUUUAGAAUAGUAGUAAAAAUGGAGAAAGAGAAAGUAAAUGAUGGACAACCAGAUCCAGAGAAUUCCUUGGACUUUUCUGAACAGUUUAACCAACUUGAGUUGUUGGAAACACAUGGACACCUUAUCCCCACUGGUACCGAAAGCCUCUGGGUAGGGAAUUCUGAUGAAGAUGAGGAACAAGAUGAAAAGCCUGAAGAGUGGUAUCAAUUGCAAGAAAAAAAAAUGGAAAAAGAUCCAAGCAAAUUGCUUCUUUGGGCUGCUGAAAAAAAUCGGCUUACUACAGUACAGAGACUACUUUCUGAAAAGGCCACUCAGGUGAACACUAGAGAUGAAGAUGAGUAUACCCCUCUUCAUCGAGCAGCCUACGGUGGACACUUAGAUGUUGUCCGUGAGCUAAUUGCACAAGGAGCAGACGUUCACGCGGUGACUGUGGAUGGCUGGACACCCCUGCACAGUGCUUGUAAGUGGAAUAAUACUAGAGUAGCUUCUUUCUUGCUUCAGCAUGAUGCAGAUAUCAAUGCCCAAACAAAAGGCCUGUUGACCCCCUUACAUCUUGCUGCUGGGAACAGAGACAGCAAAGAUACCCUAGAACUUCUCCUGAUGAACCGCUACAUCAAACCAGGUCUGAAAAACAACUUGGAAGAAACUGCAUUUGAUAUCGCCAGGAGGACAAGUAUCUAUCACUACCUCUUUGAAAUUGUGGAAGGCUGCACAAAUUCUUCACCUCAGUCUUAAUGGUUCUAAUCGUUCUCUUAAGUUUCUAAGUACUGGUGCCUCCUUUCUGUCAAAACUUCCCAUAAUACAAAGUUGACAUCAAGUCUUACUACAAAAAUUCAGUGGUAGUCGGUAUCCUUCCAAGUGAAUUGCCUGACCUUGAUGUCAAAAUGUAUUUGAAAGUUGUUUGGAUGUAUCUUUAAUGAUUUCUGUGGAGUGUGGUUUUUAUCAGAAAAAACUUUAACUUACCUAUACUUAAAAAUUUGUCAUGGGUUGUACAGAAAACUAAUGAUAUUUUUGGUGCUGAUCCAAGAAAAAUAUAUUUUUAAAUAUCCCCCAUUCUGAAUUUUUGUUCAGUAUUUAGAAUAUUGGCAUGUAUUUUUAUAAGGUAAGGUAACUCAGAAUUCAAUUUAAAAGUCUUAAAUAUACUGGUGCAGUUCAACUGUCAUCUCUGUUACCACAGCCAUUUACUUUCAUUUUAAACUGUAAGAAUUAACAUAGUAUAGUGACUUGAAUCUUCAUACGUUAAGAAAAUUAAGAACCUAGAUCUUUGUCCUUUAGAACCUAGACCAUUUUCAGGAAACUAGUUAGCUGGGUGUUUAAUCCAUGGAUGUUAUAUACUGCCUCCCCUACCACAAUUCACAUAGUCCUGAGGACAGUCCUACCUCACCCUGGUCCACCUACAGAAUUCCUAUUCUAGUGCUGAGUCAGCAUGACUUUUAGACAUGCCCACAAUUAUAGCUUGGUCUAAGAGAUCAUAAUAUAUCUGCUACCUGGCUGGUUUUACCUGCCUAAUCCUGCUGAUUUGAGCACUGCUCAUAUAGCCUCUCAAGUUCACAGGAAGUAUUGAUUUUCCAGGGUCCUAAUUUUAUGCAAACAAUAUAAAGGCCAAGUGACAAAUGAGUAAGGGGUUAAUUAUUAUAUUGGGGCUAGAACCAUACAGUGGCUCAGGUUUUUUAAAAAAGCCAGUGUGGAUAGUGACAAAAGCAUAAAUAUAAAUAUUCAAAAAAAGAAAAGUUUUGAAUAACAAAAUAAGGCAUGAAUUCUUCCAUGGGAUGAUGAUGCUCACUCCACUGAGCCACACCAGCCAGGCUGUUUUUUGAGGGUUCUUUUUAAUCUUAAAUACGAUUCUCUAGAGAGCUUUCUGGCCCACAACCUACUAUAGUGAUGGAAUUUAGAGUCUUUAUUUUAUGGAUGUGAAAGCAUUCAUUUAUUUCUAUUCAUUGGCAUCUAUUACUGCAUCCACCACUGUGCUAGAACAUCGUGAUAAAAAGAGGCCCAAAGAAGUAACACUUGCUCUGAUUCUGUCCCUAUCAAAAUGAAACCUCUAUAUCAGUUCUUAAUGAACACAUACCAUCAUCACUCUGCCUGAAAUGGCCCUAGGAAUGGAUGACACUGGGAGGUAUAAGAUAUGAUCACAAAGUCACUGAUUAUGCCUUUACUAUAAUUAGUUUAUCAUGGGAUGCUCUAGUCCCUCUGUAAGAUCACUAGGUGACCAUUCAACUGUGCAAUAUCAAGUGCUUUCUCUAAAGGGAAUUUAAGAUCUCUGUUUAUUAAGUUUAGAAAACAGUAAAUUAAGAAAGAUUGAGUAACUGUUGAUUAUGUAAAUUCCUGAAAGUUUCCCUUUGAAAUCCUAAAAUUUUACUUCUGGGAACCUAAGUAGAAAUGAUCUAAGUCAGAGUUAUCACAAAGAUAAAAACCACACAUAAAAUUUUUAGUGUUUGUCUAGUAGCUGCAUUAAAACAAAAACAGGUGAAAUUAAUUUUAAUAAUACAUAUUAUUUAAUAAAUCCAAACUAUUCAUUUC
Molecule: messenger RNA, 2645 nt
Organism: Molossus molossus (Pallas's mastiff bat)
Lineage: Eukaryota; Metazoa; Chordata; Mammalia; Chiroptera; Molossidae
Gene: ANKRD49
Product: ankyrin repeat domain 49
Exons: 3
Coding region: 144-860 (238 amino acids)
Molecular function (GO): protein binding
Source: RefSeq, a predicted model, not a curated record